Haliotis rubra (blacklip abalone) is the source of this 1123-nucleotide messenger RNA. RefSeq names its product NPC intracellular cholesterol transporter 1-like. The record is from RefSeq and is a predicted model, not a curated record. NCBI's taxonomy places the organism in Eukaryota, Metazoa, Mollusca, Gastropoda, Lepetellida, Haliotidae. The transcript is spliced from 6 exons. Bases 19 to 969 code for a protein of 316 amino acids.
UCGUGCAAGGACGUCACUAUGCCAUCUUCCGGUGGUAACGCCCUUGAUCUUUUGUGUGGUUGGCCCGCAGAUGAAUGCUCCCCAAAAAGGCUACUUUAUUAUCUCGGCAACGUAGGAAAUGGUCAAUCAGCUUUCUCGAUCAAGUUCGAUGUAACUGACUCUCCACACGCGCUGCCGAGCGGAGUAACCUUGUACCCUAUGAACGCAACAACUAUUCCAUGUUCCUCCCCUGUGGGCAAAAGAAGCAGAUGUUCCUGUCGUGACUGCGGGGCUGUUCCAAGUCCCACCACAACCGUGGCCCCGAUUCCAGCGUAUCCCUGUACAAACAGCCAAAAGGGUGGUAUUCAAAAAGCCCCGGGGUAUGCGAGUCUGCACCUGUUGAUCCAGAGACUGGGCAACCACUCAAGGAUACAGCAUUUCUACCCUCCCCCAAGUCUGCAGAGCAUCAUGUUCCAAGCAGUCUUCGAGAAAGCCUUCCUGCAUCAGAUACUCGAUUUGCAGACGAAAAUACAAACUUGGAGUUUCACCAUGGCCUCCACCAGUGUUACCCUGGACAACAUAUGUCUACAUGACAACGUCACCAAACACUGUACUGUCCCUAGCGUCCUACAAUACUUUCAAAACAGCAACCGAAACGUGGACAAGAAAGUGAUGGACAGUUCUGGAUUUUUCAUUAUGGCUGACUACCUGGAUCACCUCCUCAUAUGCUUCAGGAAACCCCAGACAACCUUGGACCGUCCUCUGAACCUGUCCUGUGUGUCGGACUAUGGUGGAGUGGUCGAACCCUCCCAGAUAUUUUGUGGAUAUGACGGCAGCAACUAUCAGAACUCCACCCAGCUGGUGAUGACGUUCGUGAUAAAGGACCCCCCGGGCGUCUCCUGCUGCUACUGUGUGGGUGAACGGAAUUCGAAGGUUCAUCCAGACGUGGCAAAACGCCAACAAGGAAGUGAAGAUCACCACCUUCUCUGAACCCCCUAAUUAGUGGAACAGAAAAUGAUCAGUGUGUAUAUAUAUUAGGAAAGUUGCCUCUUCUCAAAUGACUGGAUAUCAAAGGCAGUGAUACUCCAGGUACUCUGUAUUUUGCAUCCAUCUAUUUUUGGUCUGAUUCAACAUGCAUUCCAUA